Molecule: messenger RNA, 3791 nt
Organism: Cannabis sativa
Lineage: Eukaryota; Viridiplantae; Streptophyta; Magnoliopsida; Rosales; Cannabaceae
Product: disease resistance protein RPM1
Exons: 2
Coding region: 707-3520 (937 amino acids)
Biological process (GO): defense response to other organism
Molecular function (GO): ADP binding
Source: RefSeq, a predicted model, not a curated record
AAUUUAGCAAAAGAAUUAUAUUUGACUCGCUGAUUUAGAAGGUAAUUUCUCUCUUUUGUUAUUAUAAAUUAUAAUUCAUGAUACAAAAAAAGAGUUUUGAUAGAGCUGGGGAUGAUUGACCAUUCACAAGUGAAUUGUUUACUAAGUUAUUUUUAUUACCUCUAAAGUUUUGAUUAACUCUAUUUAUGUUGGAAAAAGCUAAUCUAAAGGCGAUAUGGGGUAGUGAGAUUCAAAUUUGAAGGAGACAUGGUUUUGGCAGAUAGUGUUGUUGUAUGUAUUGAUGAGUUUGACAAAAUGAGACCAGACUAGAGGACAUAGAUAUAGGUUAGCAAUUCUCCAUAUUAUUCAAAUGUUUACCCUACAAUAACGAAAAUUGUACACUACAAUUAUUAUAGCUAGCUAGUUGUUUAUGUCAUCUAGCUGUUACACACUCAGCUAGUUGUUUCUUUGCCCACCAACUCUUAAAAAACGUUGACUGUGGGAUCAACUUUAGAAAAGAAAAAAGAGAAAAAUCCAAGCCUUCAUUUCCUUUUCUCCUUCUGGAUAUCCAUAAUCUUCUUUACUAUCUUAUUUUUCUUUUCUUUGCCAAGUUUGAGUUAUUUCUUCAAUAUUCACUGAUAAAGGACUAUUCACUCUGCUUAUUCUACAGGAAUUAUUUUUCUGCUGCUCUUUCAAAGGGGAGUUAUGUUAUAAAUCAAAGAAGAAAAUGGCUGAGACGUUCUUGACUCCAGUUAUCGAGAGCUUGAUUCAGCUACUUAAAGACGAAGUUAAGUCCUUAAAGAGUGUCCAUAAAGAAGUAGAAAGCUUAAAGAAAGAACUAGAGAUCAUUCAAUCUCUUUUCAAAGACACAGAUGAAAGGGAACUAACCAGUAAUGCUGUGAAAGUCUGGUUGAAACAGCUCAGAGAACAAGCUGAUCGUAUAGAGGAUGUUGUUGAUGAAUACAGAUGGCAUUUGGCGCAGGGCACUGCUGACAAGAGUGGUUUCAUUGGCUUUUUUUACAACAUAGGUGGCCGAAUCAAAGCUUUGAAGUCCCGUUAUCCUUUGUCUUCACAUAUUCAAGACAUUAACUUAUCUUUACGGAGAAUCAAAGAUACAGGCCAAGGAUUCGCCUUGGGUCACUCUCUACAGAGAGUACAAGGGUCAACUAGUGAAAAUUCGUGCAUAAAAGAGCAAGACACACGACUUGGUUCUCAUUUUGUUGGGCAAUAUGAUGAAUACUUGGAUGUUCCUUUGGCUCAGAAGAAACUGAAAAGCUCUUUGGUGGAAGGAAUGUCUGCACGUAUGAUUAUAUCAGUGGUAGGCCAAGGAGGAAUUGGCAAGACUACUCUUGUUAAGAAAGUCUAUGAUGAGGUGAAACACAAAUUUGAUUGCCAUGCUUGGAUCACUGUGUCUAAAUCGUAUGACUUGAUGAUUUCAUUGAAGAACACGAUGAAACAGAUUGGCCUAACAGUUGAAUCUACAUCUUUAGACUAUGAUACGAUGAUCCAAGAUUUAAUUACACCGCUAUGGCAAAAUUUGGAGACAAAAAGGUAUGUGAUUAUUUUUGAUGAUGUUUGGGAUAGAGGUUUUUGGGAAAAGAUGAAAUAUGCUUUGCCUAGUAAUGAUAAUGGAAGUAGGGUUAUUAUCACAACACGAAAUGAAACAGUAGCCCCCUGCGACGAUAUCCAAAGGUUGGAAAUUUGGUCUCAUAAAAUGGCUUUUGAGCUAUUUUCUAAAAAAGCAUUUAGACACGAGUUUAAUGGUUGUUGUCCUGAAGAGUUAGUAAAAUUAUCUUACGAGAUUCUCAAAAAAUGUCAAGGCUUGCCACUUGCAAUAGGGGCCAUAGCUGGUUUACUAUCGAGAAAAAAGAAGGUUCAAUCUGAAUGGAAAAAAGUUCUUGAUGAUAUUAAUUUUGAGUUCAAAACGAAUCCUCAACUCGUAGGAAUUUUUGAAAUUCUCUCUCUCAGCUAUGUUGAUUUGCCUUUCCACCUCAAAUCUUGCUUAUUGUAUUUUGGAAUUUUUCCAGAAGAUUAUUCACUUCCGAAAGGAAGAUUAUGUCACCUAUGGAUUUCUGAGGGUUUUGUUAAAGUAAGAGAAGGAAAAUCAUUAAAAGAAGAAGCUGAAAGAUACUUGAAUGAGCUUGCCGAGAGAAGUUUAGUUUCGAUUGAGAUGAGGCGUGGAAGAGGGAAAGGGUGCAAAGUUCAUGAUUUGAUGCAUGAGUUCAUCCUAUUAAAGGUAAAGGAUUUAUGUUUUUGUCAAAUUUUGAACAAAAACAAAUUGGAAUUUGAGGAAAACAAACCUCGCCGCUUGUCAAUCCACAGAAGCAUACCAAAAACUGUUAUAAAAACAAUUCAACAAUGCACAACCGUUCGCUCGAUCUUUCUUAAGAACUUCAAUGACGAUGAGCAGUGGAAUGGUAAGUAUUUUUUGAUGGCUUUGUUUCAAAAUCUAAAGCUUCUGAAAGUGUUGGUCAUUGACGAUGCAACUCUUGAUUAUCUUCCCAAGGAAAUAGAAAAAUUGUUCCACCUGAGGUUGUUGGAUUUGAGCUUUUCAAAAAUUAAAGUUCUUCCAGAGUCCAUUGGUAAGCUACAUAAUCUACAAUGCUUGAAUCUCAAGGGUACCCAAAUAGAUAAGCUUCCGAAAUCCAUCGGUAAGCUUCAGUAUCUACGUACUUUGAAUCUCUGGAAUACCCUCGUGCAUGAGCUGCCAAUGGAGAUAAAUAAGCUUUGCAAUCUUCAUAAUCUUUUUGUUUGUCGUAUGAAGGACUUACCUGAGAGGCCAGGUGAUUUGUUUGGGGUGAAGAUACAAGAAGGAUUUGGUAAUUUGGAGAAUCUAGAAAUGCUAGAAUUUGUUGAAUUGCAACAUGACAUAGUUGGUUUCACAAAGGAAUUGGAGAAUUUGAGCAAGUUGAAGAAUUUGGGUGUGACUAAUGUGACUAAAGAAUCUUCUAAAGCUAUUUGUGCUGUUGUAGCGAAGAAGUUGAGUCACCUUGAAUAUUUGUAUUUGUAUACUAAAGAUGCUGAUGAGUUUCUAGAUUUGGAACCAAUUUCAUCAUCUCCUCCUCUUUUGUUGGAGUCAAUUGAAUUGUCUGGUCGAUUAAACAAGUUCCCGCAUUGGGUGUCAGAUCUCACCAAUUUAGAGUCGUUCAUUUUAUGUAGUUCAAAAUUGACAGUGAAUCCACUUAAAUAUCUGAAAGACUUGCCCAAUCUAAUGUGGCUUCGAUUGUAUGAUAAUUCAUAUGAAGGAGAGGAACUACACUUUGAGGAAGGUGGUUUUCCAAAGCUCAAUGAGCUCUGCUUAAUAAAUUUGCCAGAGUUGAAGAUGAUGAAGAUAGAUAGAGGAACAUUGCCUCUUCUUACAGCACUGAUCAUUAGUUCUUGCCCACUAAUGGAGCAGCUUCCAUCUGGUGUUCAAUAUCUAACAAAGCUAAAAAGCUUUUCUAGCAGGAACAUGUCUGUGGAUUUUAUAAAUGGAGUGCAUCGAAAUGAGGGCCCAGAUUACUACAAAAUUCAGAAUUUGUCAAUAUUGGAUAUUAAAUGAAAUUUGUUCAUUAAACUGAGCAUUUUUGUUGUUUUCUUUUAUGCGUCCUGGGUGUUAAUUUUGUUUUGUAAUUUUUGGUUUUCCAUGUAUUUUAAUAAUAUAUACUAAAUAAGGUUUGAAUUUGAUUGUUUUAGAUUUGGGUGACAUUUGCAUAAAUAAAUUAUUUGUAUAUUUUUCUUGCCUUCCCAUAAGCAAGAAAGAGAUAUCAAAGUAUACUAACAUUUUCCUGCAAAAAAAGAACAAAAUUACAGUAACAUUUGAAGAGUCAAAA